AGGGAGGAGGCGGAGGAGGAGGGCGGCGAGGAGGAGGCGGCGGCGGUGGAGGAGGAGGAGGGCGGCCGCGGCCCUUCCGCGCCCCUCCGCCCGGCCAGCAUGGGAGCGGGCGGCCGUGCCGGCAGCAGAAAUUGAGCAAAUUGCUGGUGGAGAGAAGCAGGAAGUUGAAGUGUAAUGAAGGAAACUUCAGGACUGAGAUGAGUGAGGUGCUGACAGCGCUGGGGUGACGCCGUGAGUGCUACUGACCCGGAGCCUUCCCGGCUGGGGCUGAAGGCCACUGCAGAGGAUGAGGAUCCUUCCCAGCCCUGGGAUGUCUUCGCUGGUCUCCCUCGUGAACCUCCUCUCCGUGCUGCUCGUAGGCUGUGUGGCUGAAAGUCCCCCUGUGUUCAUUAAAAAACCUGUGGACCAAAUUGGUGUGUCAGGAGGGGUGGCCUCCUUUGUAUGCCAAGCAACUGGAGACCCCAAGCCAAGGGUCACCUGGAACAAGAAAGGGAAGAAAGUGAACUCUCAGAGGUUUGAGACAAUUGAGUUUGAUGAAAGUGCAGGAGCUGUCCUGAGGAUCCAGCCCCUCCGCACCCCGCGGGAUGAGAACAUCUAUGAGUGUGUUGCUCAGAACCCCCACGGGGAGGUCACCGUCCACGCCAAGCUCACUGUCCUCCGAGAGGACCAGCUACCUCCUGGCUUCCCAAACAUUGACAUGGGGCCCCAGCUGAAGGUGGUGGAGCGGACACGAACGGCCACGAUGCUGUGUGCAGCCAGUGGGAACCCAGACCCAGAGAUCACUUGGUUUAAAGAUUUCCUGCCUGUAGACCCCAGUGCCAGCAAUGGGAGAAUAAAGCAACUGAGAUCAGGUGGCCUGCAGAUCGAGAGCAGCGAGGAGACAGACCAGGGGAAGUACGAGUGCGUGGCCAGCAACAGCGCCGGGGUGCGCUACUCCUCCCCUGCUAACCUUUACGUGAGAGAGCUACGAGAAGUGCGCCGCGUGGCUCCUCGCUUCUCCAUCUUGCCUGUCAGCCACGAAAUCAUGCCCGGGGGCAACGUCAACAUCACCUGCGUGGCCGUGGGCUCCCCCAUGCCCUACGUCAAGUGGAUGCAGGGAGCAGAAGACCUGACCCCCGAGGAUGACAUGCCCGUGGGCCGCAAUGUCUUGGAGCUCACGGAUGUCAAGGACUCAGCCAACUACACCUGCGUGGCCAUGUCCAGCCUGGGAGUCAUAGAAGCUGUUGCUCAGAUCACGGUGAAAUCGCUCCCCAAGGCUCCUGGGACCCCAGUGGUGACAGAGACGACAGCCACAAGUAUCACCAUCACCUGGGACUCGGGAAACCCAGACCCUGUGUCCUACUAUGUCAUUGAAUACAAGUCCAAAAGCCAGGACGGACCCUACCAGAUCAAAGAGGACAUCACCACCACGCGCUACAGUAUCGGGGGGCUCAGCCCCAACUCUGAGUACGAGAUCUGGGUCUCUGCAGUCAACAGCAUCGGGCAGGGGCCUCCCAGUGAGUCAGUGGUCACUCGGACUGGGGAGCAAGCUCCUGCCAGCGCCCCCCGUAACGUGCAGGGCCGGAUGCUGAGCAGCACCACCAUGAUCAUCCAGUGGGAGGAACCGGUGGAGCCCAACGGGCAGAUCCGUGGCUAUCGAGUCUACUACACCAUGGAGCCUGAUCAGCCUGUCAGCAACUGGCAGAAGCACAACGUGGAUGACAGCCUCCUGACCACGGUGGGCAGCCUCCUGGAGGAUGAAACCUACACAGUGCGGGUCCUGGCCUUCACCUCCGUGGGAGAUGGGCCUCUGUCCGACCCCAUCCAGGUUAAGACGCAGCAAGGAGUCCCCGGGCAGCCGAUGAACUUCCGAGCAGACGCCAAGACGGAGACCAGCAUCGUGUUGUCCUGGAGCCCCCCCCGCCAGGAGAUCAUAGUCAAGUAUGAGCUGCUCUACAAGGAGGGAGACCACGGCAGGGAGGUGCAGAAGAACUUCGAUCCGGCGACCUCCUUCACUCUGGAAGGCCUGAAGCCCAACACUGAGUAUGUCUUCCGGCUGGCCGCCCGCUCGGCUCUGGGCCUGGGGGCCUUCACCCCGGAGGUCAGGGAGCGCACCUUGCAGUCUAAACCGUCUGCCCCCCCUCAAGACGUAAAAUGCGUCAGCACCAGAUCCACUGCCAUUCUGGUAAGUUGGCGGCCGCCUCCGGCUGAGAGCCAAAAUGGCAUCCUGGCUGGCUACAGCGUCCACUAUCGAGCCCUGGACUCCGAGGACACGGAGCUCAAGGAGGUGAAUGAUAUCCCCCCAAGCGCCAGUCAGCUCCUCCUGGAGUCCCUGGAGAAGUGGACCGAGUACCGCGUCACCGUGGUGGCUCACACGGAGGUGGGGCCGGGCCCGGAGAGCUCGCCGGUUAUCGUCCGCACCGAUGAGGAUGUGCCCAGUGCCCCUCCUCGGAAGGUGGAGGUGGAGGUGCUGAACUCAACUGCAAUCCAGGUGUUCUGGCGCUCCCCAGUCCAGAGCCGCCAGCACGGCCAGAUCCGCGGCUACCAGGUCCACUAUGUGCGCAUGGAGAACGGGGAGGCCAGGGGGCUGCCCCAGAUCAAGGAUAUCAUGCUGGCUGAUGCCCAGUGGGAAACAGAUGACACUGCUGAAUACGAGAUGAUCAUUGCUGGGCUCCAGCCUGAGACUUCCUAUUCCAUCACCGUAGCAGCCUACACCAUGAAGGGAGAUGGUGCUCGCAGCAAACCCAAAGUGGUCACCACAAAGGGUGCAGUCCCAGGGAAGCCCAUCCUGUCCGUGCACCAGACAGAGGAGAACACUCUGCUGGUGAAAUGGGAGCCUCCCCUGGAUGCAGAAGGCCAGGUGCUGGGCUACAGGCUGCAGUUUGGCCGCAAGGACGUGGAGCCCUUGGCCACCUUGGAGUUCCCUGCCACGGAGGAUAAGUACACAGCCGGCAGCAUCCACAAGGGCGCCACGUACGUGUUCCGGCUGGCCGUCAAGAGCCGGGCCGGCUUCGGGGAGGAAGCUGUGCAGGAACUCACCACCCCUGAAGACAUCCCCAGGGGCUACCCCCAGAUCCUGGAGGCGAGCAACAUCACUUCCAUGUCGGUGCAGUUCGGCUGGCUGCCCCCCGUGCUGGCCGAGCGGAACGGAGCCAUCGUCAAGUACACCGUGGCCUACCGGGAGGCCGGGUCCCCUGGCAGCCCCCUGGAGAGAGACCUGCCCCCCUCCCCAGAGAACUCCUACACCCUCAACGGCCUCAAACCCAACACUGCCUACGAUGUUAAAAUCCGUGCCCACACCAGUAAAGGCCCCGGGCCCUACAGCCCAACCGUCCAGUAUCGGACGUUCCAGCUGGACCAAGUUUUACCCAAAAACUUCAAGGUGAAGAUGGUGACCAAGACUUCUGUCCUUCUGAGCUGGGAGUUUCCUGAGAAUUACAACUCCCCCACCCCAUACAAGAUCCAGUACAACGGGCUGAACGUGGACGUGGACGGCCGCACCACCAAGAAGCUCAUCACCAACCUGAGGCCUCGCACCUUCUACAACUUCGUCCUCAUGAACAGAGGCAACAGCAUGGGAGGCUUGCAGCAGAACGUGGCAGCCUGGACUGCAGCUGAUAUGUUGCCCAGGAAGCCAGAGGUCACCCACAAGCCUGAUGCUGAUGGCAACGUGGUGGUGAUUCUGCCGGACGUGAAGAGCCCUGUGGCUGUCCAGGCUUACUACAUUGUGGUGGUGCCUCUAAGGAAGUCCCGGGGAGGACAGUUCCUCAACCCCUUGGGCAGCCCUGAGGAGAUGGACCUGGAGGAGCUGGUGCAGGACAUCGCCCGGCUGCGGCGCCGCAGCCUGCGCCACUCGCGGCAGCUGGACUUCCCCAAGCCCUACAUCGCCGCCCGCUUCCGCUCCCUGCCCUCACACUUCAUCCUGGGGGACAUGAAGCACUACGACAACUUCGAGAACAGAGCCCUGGAGCCAGGCCAGAAAUAUGUCCUCUUCAUCCUGGCAGUGCUGCAGGAGCCCGAGGCCACUUUUGCUGCUAGUCCUUUCUCUGACCCCAUCCAGCUGGACAACCCUGAUCCACAGCCCAUCAUAGAUGGGGAGGAAGGGCUGAUCUGGGUCAUCGGGCCCGUCCUGGCCGUGGUCUUCAUCAUCUGCAUCGUCAUUGCCAUUCUGCUCUACAAAAACAAACCAGACAGCAAAAGGAAGGAUUCAGAGCCAAGGACAAAAUGCCUGCUGAACAAUGCUGAGAUCACCCCUCACCACCCCAAGGACCCUGUGGAAAUGAGGAGAAUCAACUUCCAGACCCCAGAUUCUGGUCUGAGCAGCCCUCUCAGUGACCCUGAGUUUGACUUGGAAAGUAUGCUCAGCCACCCACCCAUCCCUGUGUCCGAGCUGGCUGAACACACAGAGCACCUCAAAGCCAAUGACAACCUGAAACUGUCCCAGGAGUAUGAGUCCAUUGACCCUGGCCAGCAGUUCACCUGGGAGCACUCCAACCUGGAAGUGAACAAGCCCAAGAACCGCUACGCCAACGUCAUCGCCUACGACCACUCCCGCGUCAUCCUGCUGCCCAUCGAAGGAAUUGUGGGCAGUGAUUACAUCAAUGCCAACUACAUCGAUGGCUACAGGAAGCAGAAUGCCUACAUUGCCACCCAGGGCCCUCUGCCCGAGACCUUUGGGGACUUCUGGAGGAUGGUGUGGGAGCAGCGCUCAGCUACCAUUGUUAUGAUGACUAAGCUGGAGGAGAAGUCACGGAUAAAGUGUGACCAGUACUGGCCAGGCCGAGGCACAGACACCUAUGGGAUGAUCCAGGUGACGCUGCUGGACACCAUCGAGCUGGCCACCUUCUGCGUCCGCACCUUCUCCCUUCACAAGAAUGGCUCCAGUGAGAAGCGAGAGGUUCGCCAGUUCCAGUUCACAGCCUGGCCUGACCACGGCGUCCCCGAGUACCCCACCCCCUUCCUGGCCUUCCUGAGGAGGGUGAAGACCUGCAACCCUCCUGAUGCUGGUCCCAUCGUGGUGCACUGCAGCGCGGGCGUGGGCCGCACCGGCUGCUUCAUCGUCAUCGACGCCAUGCUGGAGCGCAUCAAGCACGAGAAGACUGUGGACAUCUACGGCCACGUCACCCUCAUGAGGUCCCAGCGCAACUACAUGGUGCAGACAGAGGAUCAGUACAGCUUCAUCCACGAUGCCUUGCUGGAGGCUGUUGCCUGUGGCAACACCGAGGUCCCAGCCAGGAACCUCUACACCUACAUCCAGAAGCUGGCGCAGAUCGAAGUGGGGGAGCACGUGACGGGCAUGGAGCUGGAGUUCAAGCGCCUGGCCAACUCCAAGGCCCACACCUCCAGGUUCAUCAGCGCCAACCUGCCCUGCAACAAGUUCAAGAACCGCCUGGUCAACAUCAUGCCCUACGAGACCACCAGGGUCUGCCUGCAGCCCAUCCGCGGCGUGGAGGGCUCCGACUACAUCAACGCCAGCUUCAUCGACGGCUACAGGCAGCAGAAGGCUUACAUCGCCACGCAGGGGCCCCUGGCAGAGACCACGGAGGACUUCUGGAGGAUGCUGUGGGAGAACAACUCAACCAUCGUGGUGAUGCUGACCAAGCUGCGCGAGAUGGGGAGGGAGAAGUGCCACCAGUACUGGCCAGCAGAGCGCUCUGCACGCUACCAGUACUUCGUGGUGGACCCCAUGGCAGAGUACAACAUGCCCCAGUACAUCCUGCGCGAGUUCAAGGUCACCGACGCCAGGGAUGGGCAGUCACGAACUGUUCGGCAGUUCCAGUUCACUGACUGGCCAGAACAAGGAGUGCCAAAAUCAGGAGAAGGUUUUAUUGACUUCAUUGGACAAGUGCAUAAGACCAAGGAGCAGUUUGGCCAGGAUGGACCCAUCUCUGUCCACUGCAGUGCUGGCGUGGGCAGGACCGGAGUGUUCAUCACGCUCAGCAUCGUCCUGGAGCGGAUGCGCUACGAGGGGGUGGUGGACAUCUUCCAGACAGUAAAGAUGCUGCGAACACAACGACCUGCAAUGGUGCAAACAGAGGAUGAAUACCAAUUCUGUUACCAGGCAGCUCUGGAGUAUCUGGGAAGUUUUGAUCACUAUGCAACAUAAAAAGCCAUCCCUUGUGCAGACUCUACCAACCACUUCAGUCCUGGAAGGCCUCUUCUGACCCAGGAGGAGAGCUUGAACUUAACAAAACUGAAUCAGAAGAAGAACCUUUUCAUCUGGACAAUGCUUUGGGGAGCAGGGGGGGGAAGGAUUGAGAGGAACACCCCUUCAGGAACUCCAUCUUGUAACCUGGACAGUGAAGAGGCAGCUCAGGAGAUUGCUGAGGGACUGCUUUAAGUGGUGAACUGCUCUUGUUACCUCAAGUGGUGUUCGCUGUGGAGGACAUAAGGACAUCAUGAACCAGAUCCAAAAGCUAAAUCCCACCUUGUGAGAAGCUGGAGAAGGGAAGGAAACCAACUUUGGUUACAUCAUUAGAGUUCAAGUUUAUUUACUAAUCUAGUUGGCAGUCUUUAAAGGAAGUCACUUGCAGAACUGGAGCUGUUCUGGACAAGAGGAGGAAAGGAACUAAAUCAAUCUCAACACUUAGGCAAACCUGAGGGGGUCAGGAGAGCUUCUGGCUGGAGUCUUAAGAACCUCAGUAGCACCAGUGGGGAUGAGUCUGGGCUCACAGGCACCUUGCAAACAGCAGUCACAGAAGGCCCCUGGCCACACCAGAGGUUUUCUAGCUCACCUUUUGAAUACUUGGAACAUUCCUCAUUUCUUCUAA
This is a messenger RNA of Dryobates pubescens (Downy woodpecker), 6749 nucleotides long. RefSeq names its product protein tyrosine phosphatase receptor type S (gene PTPRS). Lineage: Eukaryota; Metazoa; Chordata; Aves; Piciformes; Picidae. The transcript has 37 exons. Gene Ontology annotation, biological process: protein dephosphorylation. Gene Ontology annotation, molecular function: protein binding; protein tyrosine phosphatase activity. The record is from RefSeq and is a predicted model, not a curated record. The coding region runs from base 287 to 6085 and encodes 1932 amino acids.